AUGUCUGUCUUUCAGAUCCCGUUCUCUCUGGUUCAGUUUCCUCUUUGGGAGUAUUUAAAGACGCAGUGGACGCAGAGGCAAGGUCACACGCUCUCGUCUUGGCAGGCGGCUGUGUGCGGAGCUGUUGCAGGCGCCGCGGCUGCAUUCAUCACCACUCCGCUGGACGUGGCCAAGACCCGGAUCAUGCUCGCUAAGCCGGGGACGACCGCAGCCGACGGCAACAUCCUCCCGGUGCUCGGUGAAGUGUGGCGGACCCGAGGUCUCUCCGGGUAA
This is a messenger RNA of Knipowitschia caucasica, 273 nucleotides long. The record is from the annotation of a GenBank genome assembly. Lineage: Eukaryota; Metazoa; Chordata; Actinopteri; Gobiiformes; Gobiidae.